AAAAGCCACAAUGCGCAGGCGUCGUUGCUCAUGUUUCCUCGCCCGGUUUCCGCAACACCUGACGCCUGCGCAAUAAGUCAACUGGGUGUAUCGUGGCGGCUGUCCGGGUAGGUAGUGGUCGUGCCGCGCGCCGCCGGGUCGUUACAGCGAGGCGCAGGUGGUCCCUCCGGCCGGCCGCACGGGUGUGCCUUGGUUCACCAGACCCGGGAAGGGCUGUGAGCAGCCACCAUGUCGAUCUUCACCCCCACCAACCAGAUCCGCCUAACCAAUGUGGCCGUGGUGCGGAUGAAGCGCGCCGGGAAGCGCUUCGAAAUCGCCUGCUACAAGAACAAAGUCGUCGGCUGGCGGAGCGGCGUGGAAAAAGACCUUGAUGAAGUUCUACAGACCCACUCAGUGUUUGUAAAUGUUUCUAAAGGUCAAGUUGCAAAGAAGGAAGAUCUGAUCAGUGCAUUUGGAACAGAUGACCAGACAGAAAUCUGUAAGCAGAUUUUGACUAAAGGAGAGGUUCAAGUAUCAGAUAAAGAACGGCAUACACAGCUGGAGCAGAUGUUCAGGGACAUUGCAACCAUUGUGGCCGACAAGUGUGUGAACCCUGAAACAAAGAGACCGUACACUGUUAUCCUUAUAGAGAGAGCCAUGAAGGACAUCCACUAUUCAGUCAAAACCAAUAAAAGUACAAAACAGCAGGCUUUGGAAGUGAUAAAGCAGUUAAAGGAGAAGAUGAAGAUCGAACGUGCUCACAUGAGACUUCGGUUCCUUCUUCCAGUGAAUGAAGGGAAGAAGCUGAAAGAAAAGCUGAAGCCCCUAAUCAAGGUUAUAGAAAGCGAAGACUACAGUCAGCAGUUAGAAAUUGUGUGUCUGAUUGACCCAGGCUGCUUCAGAGAAAUCGAUGAGCUCAUAAAAAAGGAGACAAAAGGCAAAGGUUCUCUGGAAGUGCUCAACCUGAAGGACGUGGAAGAAGGGGAUGAGAAAUUUGAAUGACGCCCGUCAAGCUCUUCAGCUCUAAAACACUAAAGCGUUUUCUUUUCCCACGGUCCUCUUUCCUUUCUGUGGUCUGCCAAACACUUGCUCGGACUGUUUGACGUUUUCCAUCUUUGUGGUAACGUGUACACAAAAGACUUUUCUGAUAAAGUAUCACACUGUGGGAUUCAUGUAGUUUUAAUGAUAAAGCGGGGUCUGGGGCAAAAAUGAAAAAUCCAGGAUACAAAGGGCAGAGUAGCAUUUUGCUGCUGUCUCAUGACUUGCACUUUCCAACAUGCACGUUAUCUUGGGGGUGAAAAGUUAAGCUUUGUAUAUUAAGAUAAAUGUGAGAAGAUCGGACGAUGUGACAAAAGGGGUAUUUGCUGAAGAAAACAUAAUGUCUUAUUUCUACUUAAUGAAACGUGUGGCCUGAUACAAAGCUUGGAUGGUGACUUCCUGAUUUUGUGAAAAAUAGAUCUAGGACCACUGUGUGGGACUGAAGUAAGAUUCGCGGAACAUAUGGCCGUACCCUAGAUUAUUCUCAGUAAAGAAUAAAGUCAUUGGUUUCUAAUCCUUAAAGUUUAUAAUAUAUAUUAAUGUAGCCGCAAUUAUAUGUUAUCAAUAAAACCACUCUUUAUUUUUAUUAAA
Messenger RNA from Acinonyx jubatus (cheetah), 1608 nucleotides. It is a transcript of the gene SBDS, whose product is annotated as SBDS ribosome maturation factor. The record is from RefSeq and is a predicted model, not a curated record. The transcript is spliced from 5 exons. Bases 229 to 981 code for a protein of 250 amino acids. NCBI's taxonomy places the organism in Eukaryota, Metazoa, Chordata, Mammalia, Carnivora, Felidae. Gene Ontology annotation, biological process: cytosolic ribosome assembly; ribosome biogenesis.